UCGAGAGGGCUCCCUGAUUGAGCAUGUUGCCGCCAUAUUCCUUCUUCCAAGGCGGAGGCGAUUUGAGAUGAUAGCAAGUGCUACUUAUCAUUCUCCAUUACAUCACGCAACACUUGCCGUUUCGUCAGCAACCGUGGAUGUGAUAUGAAGGAAUACAACGAGUUGGCGACAGCAACUCGCUCAUUCAUCUUGCCGGCCUUGACAAGAUACACUAGUUGACAGGGCCGGCACUAACCACGGUAACACCGACUCCAACCGACCUGCUGGUCCCGUCCUGGCCUGGUGGUCCCGGCAGUCCCGAGGUGGAUCUCGCGACCCUCCGACCACUGCACUGGGUCUUGGCACUUGCCCAAACGGUGAACUGCCAUUUCUGUGAUUCGUUCACUUCGCCGGGAAGCCACGGCCCCCCGGAGUUGGGAGGUUACUGCCGUACCUCAGUCCAGCAACGACUGCCGAGUGGCUUCCACUUCCUACCCGGCUGCCGGUUAUCAUUCAGACCUGCCUGAGGACGGACUGUGGCUGCUUGGAAGGAACUUGCACCUUCCGCUUGCCCACCGGGAGCGUGCUGACCGCGAUUGCCCGGAAAUGGACAUGGCCAUGAGGACUUUCCUCUUUCCUCCCACUCGAAUGCCCUCAAUUGGGCUGUGUAGUUGCUUUCAUGUCGUCACUUCCCUUGACCCAGAAAGAGUUCGCAGGCAGUUGAGGGCAGUCCUGGGCCAUGGACACUGAGUGCUUCCAUCCUCUCUGGUCGUGAUCUCCACUACCUCAUUCAACCCUUCCGCCGUCUCUCUAUGAAGCCAGUCUCAUCAUCGUCAAUGUCGACCAUCCUGUCACUUCUUUGAUGCAGGUACGCACUGGUUGACGUCUGGUCGAGCCCGGAUCAGCCCCCAUUGAACAGCAUACUUGAACUCCUCCAUCCCCCAAACAAAUUCCGCCUUUUUCUCCUCUCUCUCCCAUCAACCCAUUGUCAGCAUAUUUUUGCUACAUUCCUAUUGUUCUUCUAUCUUUUCCUUCUGUCUUGUGCUUGAUGGCUUGUGCCGUCUUUGCUGUUUUCAUAACAGCGGCUUAACUUGUGCCUUGCACCAUCCCUGUACUACACACACAAGCCCCAGAACAUUUUUGCGUCUCGCAAAAUAACUACAGAGUUGACUUCUGCCUGAGCGCUUCAUUCCCGAGCUCAACUGGUUUCGGGCGGGAUGACAUGUGCGUCUUGUGCCAACUCCAUCACCAACGAGAUGAAGAAGCGGGACUGGAUCCAAGACAUCACGGUCAACCUUCUCACCAACAGCGCGAUUGUCGAGUUUACGGGGAGAGAAAACGCCAACAAGCUGGUGGGAGAGAUUGAGGAUCUCGGGUUCGAAGCGACGCUCAACGAGGAGACCUUGGACCUGCCUGACGACGAGACUCGUUCGACGAAAUGACGUCCAUGUCAAACUGACCCAUGGUCAAAGAUUGACUAAGGACGGCUCGUUACACUCGAGAAUCAACCGCGAGGUCUACAAGUCAUUCGACCGAGCCCACCUCUGAUGAAACCAAAUGGCAGUCAGAGAAAAUGAUAAGAGUCCGGCAGGUUUGGGAGCACGACGGACCACAGCAGCUGGGAGAGCUCCACUGAAGGCGUUGUAGCGCGGUCGGUAAGCUGGUUAGUUGCCACUCGCUUGUGAGCCAACAGAGCAAGCAACGGGGGAUAUUACCCCAUCAUCUUCCGACCUACUCUACAGCAACCAUAGGCAGAAUGUGGUGUGAAUGGCAACAACCACCACUCACUUGCAGGCGAGGGUACAGAACCUUGGGGUUGGGAAACAACUUCGCUCAACAAUUUUGGGUUCAUGUGAACUCUCAAGCCCAGUUCACUCACCCCUUUCUUCGCAACCGGCAUAGGCCCGUAGCCUCUGGUCUUUGAUCCCGGCCUUGUGAUUCCUCCCGCCAUGUUACCUGACCGAGGAUAACAAGCUCAUGGUCGAGAAACUGUAUGGAAUCAUCUGGCAGGGUUGCCCGACCAUCUGGGAUGUUGAAAGGGCCAUCCAGUUCUAUGAAUCGCACCUUAGGGGAAAGCUUACCUUCAUGAUGGUGAGACGAAUCGGCAGACGGCUGAAAUGGACAUAGGGAUGGAUGGGGUUGAUGAUUGUUUCGAAGAAGGGAUGGUCUGUGCCAGUGGACAUGAAAGACCAUAUUCAGGAUCAGAGCGAAUGUAUGUCUGGAAGCCGGAAAGGCGAUGGAGACGAGGACCUGGAUGGCGACUUUGGGGACUAUCUAAUGGGCGACUCUGAACCUUGAUGAAUCGGACGACCUGUUCAAGCCAGACGUGGACAUCAGUCCCACCGGUCUGUUAGGUCUGUUCAGUGGCGGUGGUCAAGACAACAAAACGCCACAGCCAUCAUCUAGCGACCGUCAGAAAUGUCGCAUCUACAGCAAAGUUUACCAUGACAACACCCCAUCUCCGUCCUUUCCUGUUGGAUCUCUAAGACCUCUUA
Messenger RNA from Neurospora crassa OR74A, 2474 nucleotides. RefSeq lists its product as hypothetical. The transcript has 3 exons. The record is from RefSeq and is a predicted model, not a curated record. Gene Ontology annotation, molecular function: metal ion binding. NCBI's taxonomy places the organism in Eukaryota, Fungi, Ascomycota, Sordariomycetes, Sordariales, Sordariaceae. Bases 1197 to 1421 code for a protein of 74 amino acids.